CGCCGCGAUGUCCAUCCAGAACACGUCCAAGAGCGUCCUGCGCGUCGGCAAGAACUACAUCAAGGGCUACACGGACGUGCAGAAGAAGGUCAGAGAUGCGACGUCGAACGAGCCGUGGGGCCCGAGCGGCGAGCAGAUGAACACGCUCGCGCAGCUCAGCUACAACCAGAACGAGUUCGUCGAGAUGAUGGAGAUCAUGGACAAGCGCCUCAACGACAAGGGCAAGAACUGGCGCCACGUCUUCAAGACGCUCACGCUGCUCGACUACCUGCUGCACGCCGGCAGCGAGAACUGCGUCAUCUACUUCCGCGACAACCUCUACGUCGUCAAGACGCUCAAGGAGUUUCAGUACGUCGACGAGUACGGCAAGGAUCAGGGCGCCAAUGUGCGUCAGAAGGCCAAAGACAUCACCAAUCUCCUCAUGGACGAGCAGCGUCUGCGGGAAGAGCGCCGCUCGCGCGCCUCGAUGCGCAACCGCAUGAACGACGGCGAAGAUCGCGAGCGGCCGACGAACACGGUGAAUGACUUUGAGGACGAAGAGGGCAGGCGACGACGGGCAGAGGCGGAGCGGAGGCGUAGAAACAGACGCGAGGGCGAGGAUGAGGAGCUGAAGAGGGCGAUUGAGGAGAGCAAGCGGAUGGCAAAGGAGGAGCAGGACAAGUUGAGGAGAGAGGCGACUGACGAGGAUGAGCUGCAAAAGGCCCUUGCCCUCUCGCGCGAGGAGGAGGAGAAGCGCAUCAAGGAGCUCGAGAAGCGCAACGAGAACGCACUCUUCGACGACGACUUCAACCUCAUUGAUGGGCCGCCGAACCAGUACGCGCAGCAACAAGACUGGCAGCAGCAGCAGCAGCAGUUCAUGCAGCCGCAGUACACCUCCUUCAACCCGUACAUGCAGGCGCAGCAGACGGGCUACAACCCGUUCCUGCAGCAGCAAAUGGCGCUGCAGCAGCAGCAGGAGGCCGAGUACCAGCGGCAGAUGGAGAUGCAAAUGGCUGCGCAGCAGUACCAGCAGAUGAUGACGCAGCAGCAGAUGGCGCCGCUGCAGCCUCAGCCGACGGCGUUUGGCUCGAACAACCCCUUCGCAUUCCAGCAGCAGCAGCAGCAACAGCCACAGCAGCAGCAACAAUGGUCCAUGCCUCAGCAGCAGCAGCAAGCCGUGCCGACGGGCGACUUGCUCGGCGACACCACUCCCACGCCCACGCCGGCGCCUCAGCCCGUGCAGCAGCAGCAGCCGGCAUCGCCGCCGCGCCAGCAGCAGGGCCCGCCGCGCGUCAAGACGUCAGACAAGUACGCAGACCUGGACCGCAUGCUUGCGAGCGGAGAGGCGCAGGACACGUUCGGCAACACGGGCGCGCAAGUCAUGGGACACAGCUCCAACCGCCUCGCGAGCCAGCCGACAGGCAACAACCCUUUCUUCCGCACGUAAACACCGGCGACGCUACUCGACGGCCCGCCAGCGCCACUCCCGCGAUCCCUCUCAUUACCCGUGCGCAGCGGAUAUCUUCUCCUGCGCAGCCACACCCUUCGUUCUUGGACCUUGCGUGCCCUCCCUUUUCCCUUCGUCUUGACAAAGAGCUGCGGCGUCAGCUUCCUUCCUUGCGCUCAUUGGUCCUCUCUCUCCUUCUUUCUUCUUCCUUUGCUGCACGAUGCGGCUGUACAUACUCCUCUUCACCUUCUGCGAUGCCCCUCUUUUCACGAAUGCGAUGGCCUCUAUGUCCUCUCUCCCAGUUCCGAUGCAUCUAUUGCCCAUCG
Tilletiopsis washingtonensis is the source of this 1752-nucleotide messenger RNA. Its product is annotated as ENTH-domain-containing protein. The transcript is spliced from 9 exons. The record is from RefSeq and is a predicted model, not a curated record. Gene Ontology annotation, molecular function: phospholipid binding; clathrin binding. Gene Ontology annotation, biological process: actin filament organization; endocytosis. The coding region runs from base 8 to 1426 and encodes 472 amino acids. Gene Ontology annotation, cellular component: clathrin vesicle coat; endosome; plasma membrane. NCBI's taxonomy places the organism in Eukaryota, Fungi, Basidiomycota, Exobasidiomycetes, Entylomatales.